This is a messenger RNA of Sorex fumeus (smoky shrew), 2613 nucleotides long. It is a transcript of the gene RXFP1, whose product is annotated as relaxin family peptide receptor 1. Gene Ontology annotation, molecular function: protein binding; G protein-coupled receptor activity. Gene Ontology annotation, biological process: G protein-coupled receptor signaling pathway. The coding region runs from base 82 to 2337 and encodes 751 amino acids. The record is from RefSeq and is a predicted model, not a curated record. NCBI's taxonomy places the organism in Eukaryota, Metazoa, Chordata, Mammalia, Eulipotyphla, Soricidae. The transcript is spliced from 19 exons. Gene Ontology annotation, cellular component: membrane.
UCACUUGUAUUGAUCAGUUGCUCAGAAAGGAGGAAAUGACACCUGGACCUGUCUUCUUCUACAUCUUGAUUUUUGGAAAAUAUGAGCUUUCCAUGGACCACCAACUGUGUUGCUCAAGGGAGUGGACAGGAUGUCAGGUGCUCCCUCGGCUACUUCCCCUGUGGGAAUAUCACCAAGUGUUUGCCCCAGCUUCUUCACUGCAACGGUGUGGACGACUGUGGGAAUCGGGCCGAUGAGGACAACUGUGGGGACAACAAUGGAUGGUCAGUGGAAUUUGACCGAUACUUUACCACUUACUACAAAAUCACUUCUCAGUAUCCCUUUGAGACACAAACAUCUGAAUGCUUGCUCGGGUCUGUGCCAGUGCAAUGUCUUUGCCAAGGUUUAGAAAUUGCCUGUGAUAAGACCAAGUUACGAGCUAUUCCAUCAGUUUCUUCAAAUGUGACUAUAAUGUCACUUCAGUGGAACUUAAUAAGAAAACUUCCUCCUGAUGGCUUCAGGAAAUACCACGAACUUCAGAAGCUGUGUCUGCAAAACAAUAAGAUUAGAUCCAUAUCUGUCUAUGCUUUCAGAGGACUGCACAGCCUUACUAAACUAUACCUCAGUUAUAACAGAAUUACCUUCCUGAAGCCUGGUGUUUUUGAAGAUCUACACAGACUGGAAUGGCUGAUUAUUGAAGAUAACCACCUCAGUCGAAUUUCCCCACUAACAUUUUAUGGACUAAAUUCUCUUAUUCUCUUAGUGCUGAUGAACAAUGCCCUCACCCGUUUGCCUGAUAAACCUCUUUGUCAACACAUGCCAAAGCUACAUUGGCUGGACUUUGAAGGAAACCAUAUCCAUAAUCUAAAAAAUUUGACCUUUAUUUCAUGCAACAAUUUGACUGUCCUGGUUAUCAGAAAAAACAAAAUCAAUCACCUACAUGAAAAUGCUUUUGUUUCUCUCCAGAAACUAGAUGAAUUGGACUUGGGAAAUAAUAAGAUUGAAAAUCUUCCACCAUAUGUAUUUAAGAAUUUGAAGGAACUCUCGCAAUUGAACCUUUCAUAUAACCCAAUCCAGAACAUUCAAGCAAGCCAAUUUGAUCAUCUUGUCAAACUCAAGUCUCUCAGCCUAGAAGGAAUUGAAAUUCCAAAUAUCCAACAAAGGAUGUUUAAACCUCUUAUGAAUCUCUCUCAUAUAUAUUUUAAGAAAUUCCAGUACUGUGGGUAUGCACCACAUGUUCGAAGCUGUAAGCCAAAUACUGAUGGAAUCUCCUCUCUAGAGAAUCUCUUGGCAAGCAUUAUUCAGAGAGUAUUUGUCUGGGUUGUAUCUGCAAUAACGUGUUUUGGAAACAUUUUUGUCAUUUGUAUGCGACCUUAUAUCAGAUCUGAGAACAAGCUGCAUGCAAUGUCAAUCAUUUCUCUCUGCUGUGCCGAUUGCCUAAUGGGAAUAUAUUUAUUUGUGAUCGGUGCUUUUGACCUGAAGUUUCGUGGAGAAUACAAUAAGCAUGCACAGAUCUGGAUGGAGAGCAUCCAUUGUCAGCUUGUGGGAUCUUUGGCCAUUCUCUCCACCGAAGUAUCAGUGCUACUUUUAACAUUUCUGACACUGGAAAAAUACAUCUGCAUUGUCUAUCCUUUCAGAUAUUUAAGACCUGGGAAAUGCAGAACAAUUACAGUUCUGGUUCUUAUUUGGAUUACUGGCUUUAUAGUGGCUUUUAUUCCGUUCAGCAGUAAGGAAUUUUUCAAAAACUACUAUGGCACCAAUGGAGUAUGUUUCCCUCUUCAUUCAGAAGAUGCAGAAAGCAUUGGGGCCCAGAUUUAUUCAGUAGCCAUUUUUCUUGGUAUUAACUUGGCAGCAUUUAUCAUCAUAGUUUUUUCCUACGGAAGCAUGUUUUACAGCAUUCAUCAAAGUGCUAUAACAGCAACUGAAAUACGGAAUCAAGUUAAAAAAGAGAUGAUCCUUGCCAAACGAUUUUUCUUUAUUGUAUUAACUGACGCAUUAUGCUGGAUACCCAUUUUCGUACUGAAGUUUCUUUCAUUGCUUCAGGUAGAAAUACCAGGUACCAUCAACUCUUGGGUAGUGAUUUUUAUUCUGCCUAUCAACAGUGCUCUGAACCCAAUUCUCUAUACUCUGACUACAAGACCAUUCAAAGAAAUGAUCCAUCAGUUUUGGUAUAACUUCAGGCAACGAAGAUCUGUUGACAGCAAAGGAAGUCAGAAAACGUAUGCUCCGUCAUAUUUCUGGGUGGAAAUGUGGCCACUGCAGGAGAUGCCACCUGAGUUGAUGAAGCCGGCUCUUUUCACAGACCCCAGUGAAUUGUCCCUGAUUUCUCAGUCAACUAGACUCAAUUCCUAUUCAUAACUGCCUCUGGGAACCAUUUCUUCCUAGAGAAUACUGUGUUAUGCUUGCUAAUGGUGUUACUGUUAUAAAAUGAAUACCACAAGAUGAAUAAUUUAUAAAAAUGACUAAAAUAAAGUAGCUUAUAACAUGAAAUUAUUUAGGAGGAAUAAAAGUGGCUGAUGCCCAUAUCGUGAGAAAUAAAUUAUAAUGAUGUGUAUAUGCAAGUACAUAUUUUGCUUAGAAAACUUAGAAAAAUGUCCUUAAAUCUCACUAUACUUUUACUAGGUCUAUUUUGUG